Adineta ricciae is the source of this 1143-nucleotide messenger RNA. Lineage: Eukaryota; Metazoa; Rotifera; Eurotatoria; Adinetida; Adinetidae. The record is from the annotation of a GenBank genome assembly.
AUGGCAAAACAUGCGCCUUUAAGUUUAAUUAUACGAGCUANAGCAUAUAUGACGAUCAUAAAUGCUUAUGAAGUUUUCUCUGAUGGCAAGAGUCCAUUGCAUAAUAGUUUAACUGCAGUACAAACAUUAUUGGGAGCAUUAUUACAAGAAAAAGUUAUCGAUAAAAAGUUAUGCAGUAAACUUCUUCCCAAAAUGAACAACCUAGAAUUGGCUCAUUUUCAUUUUAUACCAAAGCCUCAUAAACCUGGCACUCCAUUGAGACCCAUUAUUGCCUCAAUCAAUGCACCAACAACGAAUAUUUCCAAGUUUCUCAAUGACCUUUUAACUCCAUUGUUUUUGAAAGUAACUCGAGAAACAACAUUCACGAACAAUCUGUAUACUAUGAUACCACGUACAGGUGCAUUACAAGCAUUAGCUAGUUUCGUGGAAGAGCUAUGGAGUCCCAAUCAAAGUUCUUUUUUUCUUCUUCUCUCCAAAUAUAUCGAUGACAUUGUCAUGACUACCAAUUUAUCUAUCGAAGAAAUAACCAAUCUAUUAGAGAAAAUGCAACACAAAGAUCCGAAUAUUAGUAUCAGCUACAAGAUCGAUUCAGCCAUUGAUUUUCUUGAUGUUGCCAUCGAAAACAAUCUUGGUCAUCUCAAAACGUCCAUCUUUCAUAAAUCAUCUGCUGAAUCAUACAUCUUGCCGUAUACAUCGGAUCAUCCGCAUCAUAUUCACCGAAAUAUUCCAUAUGCUGCAUUACUACGAGCUGCUCGAUUAUGUUCCAAUGUACGAGAUUUCGACAUGGAACGGAUCCGAAUUGAUGUAUCAUUGUUGUUAAAUGAUUAUCCUUUCGAUUUUAUUUCAGAACAUUUCCAACGAUUUUUUUAUAUAAGUAACGCUCAGAAGGUUGUCAUACAAUCGGAUCAAGAAACCUAUUCUCAAUUACAUCAUCGAUUACUUCAUCAGCUUUCACAACGUGAGAAACAAUUGCAAUCAAUGAUGCAAAAUUAUGAUCAAGUACCCGGCGCUCUCGUAGUGAAACCAUGGAAUACUAAACUGAUGUAUCCAAAUUUAUCUUCGAAAGUGGCCCAACACGCAAUCUUCAACCAGCAUUUUACAAAUGGUGGACAAAAUGGUACAAAUAUCCAGGUUCAAUUGUAG